Molecule: messenger RNA, 2973 nt
Organism: Myotis brandtii (Brandt's bat)
Lineage: Eukaryota; Metazoa; Chordata; Mammalia; Chiroptera; Vespertilionidae
Gene: SAMD7
Product: sterile alpha motif domain containing 7
Exons: 8
Coding region: 42-1394 (450 amino acids)
Molecular function (GO): protein binding
Source: RefSeq, a predicted model, not a curated record
ACUAACAGGGGGGGAAAAAUCCUGCUGUGUUGUUGCAGACAAUGGACCCUGCAGAGCCUCGUAGAAAUACGCCUGUGCCCGGCAAACCUGGCAGUCCAGAAGAAAGGUAUCUGUGCCGGUUAUCUAGUGGAAUGACACUAGAAGAAUUCCAUCAGUGGCGAGAGAUAUUGAUGAUAAAUCCCACGAUGGCCAUGAACCCUUUAUUGACAGCAUCAGGGCAGCAAAGGAUCCCACUGUUUCCCUCACCAUUUGAACCUCUGCCUGUGGAUAGAGAUGUAUUGCCUUCCACUGUGGCUCCAACUGACCCAAGACAGUUUUGUGUUCCAUACCAAUUUGGAUCCUCUGUUCAACCAAAUGCAAAUAUGCCGAACAUGAUGUCCAAUCGUGUCUACUCAGGUUGGGGCAUUUUACCACCUGAAUCCUUAAAAGCAAUGGCCAGGAAGAAUGAAAUGAUUCAAAGGCAGCAUACUGCCAGGAUGGAAAUGGAAAUGCAUGCCAUUUACCAGCAAAGGAGAAUAGACAAAAUAAAUCCCAAAGGAUUUUCAGGCCUGAGGGUACCAUUCCCCUAUGGCUCCAGUAUCCCCAGUGGCCCAGCCACCUGCCAUGGCAGGAGCAUGCUCCCUGCCGGUGACCUGCAUUUGCACAGACGCUCCCUGAGAAGUCUUCAUGGAAACCCCAUGCUAGUGGCAACUGGUCCACACUACCUAGAGGGUUGGGGGCAGAAAUGUCGUCGUCUCAGGAGAGGUAUGGGGAAUCAGAAAGUUCUAGACAGUGAUAUUGAGAGUUCCAAAAGUCAAGCAGAAGAAAAACCCGUAGGCCAGGUUCAUGUGAUUCCCUAUGAAGAGGAUGAGUAUGCAAAAGACCCAGAAACGGAAGCUCUCAACAACCAGAAGUCAAGCGAAGUCAACGAAAAGCCAACUGCAGUUCUUGCCAUUACCUGUGGAGAGUUGGAGCCCACCCACAGAGAACCCUGGGGAGCUCCUGACGCUCCCAUGGAAGCAAAGGCCUGGGAUGGUGGGAGAGAGGAGGUUUCAGAGCAGGUUUUUGCAGCCUGUGGUGAAAAGAAUGGGGUUUACCCUCCAGUUCCUCAACCAUCUUUGCCAGGAACACAUGUACUGGUUACAAGAGGGGAGACUCUGUCUUUGGAUGCGGAUAUUCAGAAGUGGACCGUGAGUGAUGUGCACAGCUUCAUCCGUGGCCUUCCGGGUUGUUCAGACUACGCUCAGGUAUUUAAAGAUCAUGCAAUUGAUGGCGAAACUUUGCCAUUACUCACAGAGGAGCAUCUUCGAAGCACUAUGGGGCUAAAGCUAGGGCCGGCACUAAAGAUCCAAUUGCAGAAUUUAUACUGCAUUAUAGGGCAUCUUUUUAUACUGCAUGUUUAUGCCAGGAACUGAGACUUCAAAAUGUUCUUCAAAAGCCAUUUUUAUCUGCCAAAAAAUGUUAAGGUAAAGAAGUUCGUUAUUUAUAAUGCAAAUGCUUUCAUAUUUUCAUUGUUAUUCUUUUUUAAAUGUCUUUUAUGAAAUAAUUUUAGAUACAGAAAAGAUGCAACAAUGGUACAGAGUUCACUCAGCUUUUCCUAAUGUUAACAUCUUACAUAAUGUAACACAUUUGUCAAAAUUAAGAAAUUAACAGUGGUACAAUAUGGUAUUCACUUUUAAGUGAUUUCUUUUUUGGUGAGGAUGCUUUAUCUCUUGGCAUACUUAAAUGACACUACACGGUUUUUACUUUGGCUUUGAUUUAUUCCUUUGGAUUUUUUACCUUACAAUGUGGCCAACUCCAAAUCACCCUAAUCUUCUCCUUACUUGCUGUUAGCAUUGCCCCCUAUAUCAUUUUCAGGAGGCUGUGCUCGGAUCUGGUAUGCAUAAGUGCUUCCAUGAAGCCCAGCUGAGCUGUUAGAGCCAUGUCCCAUCUGCCAGCAUAACAGGACAGGGCUUCCAUAGAAGCUGGUAGGAGGGCCUGGGAGUGGAGGUCCAGCUGAUCCCAGACAUUCAACCAAACAGGAUGGUUGUAGAGUCCUUGGGAUUGGGAAUGUCCAGGGGUCCAACUGAAGCAGCAGAAUUGAAAGAUUCUGAGUAACCUCUGGAAGACCUAGGAGGUGAGCAGGCAGGAGUUCCUCAGACAAGGUAUCUUGGUGGAUAAGAUAAAGUCUCAAUCUCCAAAAUGGGAACCACAGGCAAUAUUCCAUUAUGGAGAGCCUGCUAAGAAGGAAACUCUUUCUCCAGAAUAGAGGCUUAGAAGGUGCACCUGAACUGAGCAGGAAAGGGGUAGGAGGAAAAAAGAAUUACUGGUAUUUGAAAACUCAAAUAUUAUUAGCAUGGAGGAUGCUGGGUUUGAGCUGUGACAUUGUGAACAAUAUAGAAUCUCCUGGGUCCCGUUCAGGAUCAGGUUUGUGUAGGAGCCCAAUGGUUAGUGUUGGGCACUAACUGUCAUAACAGCUCCAUUUCUGUCUCAACACUAAGUCAACGGAAGGCCAGCUGUGUGCUGAGGUUGUCCAAAGAAUUCCAGCCUUUAGCCAGGAGAAGGACCAGCUGGGUGUUGGGGAAGGGGUGCCUGUGGGACCUCUUGUGAGACCAUUGAAAAGGGAGAGGUGGAGUGAACUCAGAGUGAAAUGAUUAUGUGUACAGAGGAGCCACAGCAGAACUAGGAAUGGGAAUUGGAAAGUUGCCACCACCUUGAUAGCCAGUUUUACAGCAGUGACCACUGUAUGAAUCUGAGAGAAAGAAAAAGGCCACUGUGUCCUAGAAUCGUGUCCCCCACAACUAUAUAGAUGCCCAUGCCUGAAAUUACCGCAGCCUCCCUGCCCUCUGUGGCCAAUCACAGUAUGCUGGGCUAUUGAAAGAAUUCAUAGGCUUAAUUACUGUAAUUAUUUUGUCUUCAAAGGUAUCUCAGCAUAUGGAAAGUAUGUUCUACAAGAAAAGUUUUUCGCUUCCUACCCACACAAAACAAGCAUUUGACCAACCAGCAGACACAUCC